This is a messenger RNA of Pseudomassariella vexata, 2235 nucleotides long. Its product is annotated as peptide n-myristoyl transferase. Gene Ontology annotation, molecular function: glycylpeptide N-tetradecanoyltransferase activity. Gene Ontology annotation, biological process: N-terminal peptidyl-glycine N-myristoylation. Gene Ontology annotation, cellular component: cytoplasm. Bases 381 to 2111 code for a protein of 576 amino acids. The record is from RefSeq and is a predicted model, not a curated record. The transcript has 3 exons. Lineage: Eukaryota; Fungi; Ascomycota; Sordariomycetes; Amphisphaeriales; Pseudomassariaceae.
CGUUGAGACAGACAAUGUUCGAACUUUAUUAGAACUGCCAUCGACGAUCUUUCUAUUCUGGUAAAAUACGAAACAGCAGCUGCGCAUCAUCACGCCCGGCGAUCCAGGGCUGCUUGUGGAGAAAUGAAACGGUGAAAAUUGUCUUCGUCUGCGCUAAAAUCCCCUGGUAUUGGCGGUAUUGGCCAGGUGUUGGGACCACGUUAGAAUACAAACCCCUCUAACGCUCAGCACUGCCCCGCCAAGCUAGCACAUCGCGGUGUCGAGGCAGCUGUGGGGCGGCCAAGGCCAGAUAUUCAUUUCGCAAAUUAUCCCACCAUUCGCAUCUUGAAGCUCCAAGCGACGAUAGCUCACGAGGCUGCGCAUACUAAAUCCCGACGACCAUGGCCGCAGAGUCGAAACCCAUCGAACCCCAGUUGGCCGAGGAGGAAUCCAAGGAGGAAUCCAAGGACAAGGGCAAGGGCAAAGAAGCCACCAUCGAAUCCGAAGAUGAUGGCGACGAGCCUGAGCAGACAGCCGACGGCUCUGCGGGUGCGGGUGCGGGUUCAGCCGCGCCAUCAACGGCAGCCAAAAAGAAGAAGUCCAAGAAGAAGAAGCUCAAGGAAGCUCUGACGGGCAAGAAAUCAUCAUCGGCAGCCGACGACAAGGAAGCGGAGAUGCACAAAGCCAUCGAUGGCCUCACGCCCGAUCAAGUCCAAGGUCUUCUCGAUCUGAACCCGGCACUGGCGAACGAGAUUGCCGCAGCGAACAAUGGCAGCACUGACCCCAAUGCGGCGGCUGAGGCGCUUAAGACGCUCAAGCUGCAGGAUAUCAUGACUGGUCUGGCUGCGAGCGGCAAGAACGCAAAGGACAUGGGCGCGUACAAGUUCUGGAGCACACAGCCCGUCAUGAAGAUGGGCGAGGACACUGGGAAGGCGCCCUUCGAGGACGGGCCGAUCAAGGUGCAGAAGGUCGAGGAUGUGCCUACAGAAGCGGCGCCUCUGGUGGCCGGUUUCGAGUGGUGCACCGUGAACCUCGAGAAGCCAGAGGAGCUGCUAGAAGUAACGGAUCUGCUCGAAGGCCAUUAUGUGGAGGAUAACGAGGCCUUGUUUCGAUUCAAGUACUCCAAGAGCAUAUUGAACUGGGCGAUGAUGCCGCCAGGGUGGAAGAAUGACUGGCACGUCGGAGUGCGAGCCUCGCAGUCCAGGAAGCUGGUGGGCUUCAUCUCGGCCGUCCCCGUCGAGCUGCGCGUCCGCAACCGCGUGAUACAUGCGUCCGAGGUUAAUUUCCUCUGCAUCCACAAGAAGCUGCGGUCGAAGCGGCUCGCCCCUGUCCUCAUCAAGGAGAUCACCCGCCGCUGCAACUUGGAGAAUGUAUGGCAGGCCAUUUAUACGGGUGGCACUGUGCUCCCGACCCCGGUCAGCACGUGUCGGUACUUCCACCGUGCCAUCAACUGGCAGAAGCUGUGGGAGGUGGGCUUUAGUCCGUUGCCGCCGAACAGCAAACCCCAGUACCAGAUUCGGAAGUAUGCCGUGCCAGACAAUACCUCGAUCAAGGGCUUGAGGGAGAUGCAGGAAAAGGACGUUGACGCUGUGCACGGUCUGCUCAAGAGGUAUCUGAAGAGAUAUGACAUGGCACCCGACUGGACAGGGGAGGAUAUAGUGCACUGGCUACUCCACAAGAAGAAGAAGGAUCAGCUCGAGGAGCAAGUUGUGUGGUCAUACGUGGUCGAGGACGAACACCACAACAUCACCGACUUCAUCUCCUUCUACUGUCUCGAAUCCUCCAUCAUCUCCCCAGGCUCCAAGCACAAAGUCGUCCGCGCCGCCUACCUCUUCUACUACGCCACCGAAGUCGGUCUCACCUCCCCCGUCGAUCAACCAGCCCUCAAGAAACGCCUCAACGACCUCGUCGCCGACGCCACGAUCCUCGCUAAGAAGUACAAGUUCGACGUUUUCAACGCGCUUUCGCUCAUGGAUAAUGGGCUGUUCCUUGAAGAUCAAAAGUUUGGCGCCGGCGAUGGACAGUUGCAUUAUUACUUGUUCAAUUAUCGCGCGAACCCGAUCGCCGGCGGGGUGGAUAAAAGGAAUAGGCUGGAUGAUAACUUGAGCGGGAUCGGGUUUACAAUGCUUUAGGCAUUGGGGAGGGGGCAGCUUAGAGUCGAGAGGGGGAAAUCGGACAUGGAAGGGGGAGGUGCGUCUUCUAAGAAACUGAUAUUGCAUCAACACAUGAGCAUUUCGGGCACGUAUCAUCUAUCUU